CAGGCUCUUAUUGUGGUAGUCUCCCCGCAGGAAGUUCGGUGUCGGCGUUAGAUAAGGAGCUCAGCAUCGACACUGGUGCUGCUGCUGCGCGUCUCUUCACUGUGACCCUGCGGAGAUGUUAGCCCGUUCCCGGUGAAAAAACACACCGCUGCUCUGCUCCGUGAACAUGCCUCACCACAGGCUGUAGCUGAGCGGGAUUCACGGACAGAAGAGCGGGGCAGAGAAGGCCAGAUCUCCGGGACAGGUUUGGAGGAUAACACCGGCAGGAUGUGGCAAGUUUUAGCAUGUGGGGUUGUAGUUUUCCCCGGUCUUUUCUUCGCCUUCAGGAAGAUUCUGCCCACUGUGUUCAAACACUGGACCGAUGCCGACGUGGUUCUGGUCAGCGAGAGACUGGUGUCAUCCAUCCACGCCCUCAUGGCAACAACAGCAGGAGUCAUCGUGGUGUUAUCAUGCAGAGGCAACAUCAUUUAUGACAGGCACUGGCUGGCUACCUACUUCGUCAUCUGGUACGGCGUCCCCUACAUGACAUACGACAUCUUCGCCAUGUACCUCAGCCACUACUACCGCUACCACGUCAAGGGCCACGAGGACUACAAGCAGCACUCGCUGAGGACCGUAAACUCCUUCGUCCGGAAAGAGUUUCUGCUGGUGCUGCACCACAUCGCGCUGCUCACCAUCCUGCUGCCUAUCACACUGUUCUUCAGGAAGGACCAGGGGGAUUUCUUCAUCGGCUGCUUGUUUCUAACAGAGCUCAGCACUCCCUUCGUCUCCCUGGGCAAGAUACUCAUUCAGCUCAGCCUCCAGGACUGCUGGCUGCACAAGGCCAAUGGCGGCAUGGUGCUCGUCACCUUCUUCAUGUGCCGCAUCGCGCUCUUCCCCUUCAUGUACUGGAUGUACGGCCGCCACUACGGCAUCCCCCUCUACAGCGUGCCCUUCCACCUGCCGCUCUCCACCAACCUGGGCAACUCAUGCAUCCUGGCGCCACAGGUCUACUGGUUCGUGCUGCUUUGCAGAAAGGGCUACCGGCUUUACCAGCGAAGCCGUGGGCCGCCAUCUCCCCCGGCCGCCAACACCUCGAAGGAGGAUUGAUGUCCGGUUUGCUCCCGCUCCAUCAGGCUGCACACUCAGCUUCUAACUCAACCCCAUUAUGGUACUGUAGUACACCAGGACUGCCUGCUCUCUUUCCACUACUCCUGGGCAUUUUCCCACACACUCUAAUUCCUCUGUAACAAAGCUGUUGCCUAAACGGACCUCUCACUCUGUUUGAUUGUUUUUUUUUUUUUACUUUGAAGUGCUGCACUUUUCCACACCCGGAGACCUGAAGAAGGGUCACUUUCACCUCACUGGGAGUGAAAAGUGGAGCAAACGGGUCGAGCUCCUGAGGAGAGACUUUAUCCUGUCUUUCACUCCUGCUGUUUUAACAGCUGCUGCUGAUCGGAAAGAUUUGUUACAGCGAGAGUCUGUUAUCACAGGUUUUAUUUAACUGUAUGGUUUUAUUACAGCUCAGAUGUCACAUGGUUGUGAGCUGUGAUCGAUGGGCUCUGUCAGCGAAAUGCACCACCUCAACCACAUUUAGGAGCUGCAAACAGCUACAAAUCAUUACAAAUCUGCGUUAUUAUUCCAAUUCUACAGGUUUUUAUUUCAGAGUUGCAGAAGUUUCAAGGGCUUCUUUUUAGGAUCUGAUUUCAUGGCUUAAAUCACCUCGAGGAAACUGAUUGGAGUUGUCAAAGUUCUCUUUUUGAUUUACUGCUGUGCAAUUUUUCUAAUGUGAAUUCACUUUUUCAUUGCAUAUUUUCAGUGGAGGUUACACUGGAGCAUCCUGGGUGAAAGUGAGAGCCGGCGUAGGGCAGCCUGGAAGAGUUAGGGAUGUGAUGAUAAUAGCUCAGGUUCUGGUCCAAUAAGGGGUAAAUCUAGUUUGUCACCUAGACAGACUUUAUUAACAGAGAAGGUGUGCAGUCUUCAUCAGGGUCAUCGCAAAACAUUUAACAGCUACUUUUAUUUUUAAUUAAUACAACCUUUUUAUUUUCAAACUGCUGCAUUUAACUAGAAGGAUGAAAAACAGAAACAAUAAAAACAACUAAUCACCUAACAGAUAGCCAGGCUGACCAAUGAGCAGUUUGGGGGGUGGGGUUUGAGGUCAACUAGGCUCUUCGUUGAAUGAUGACCCAGAUGAAGGCCACAGGUCCAGACGUGAUGGUUUGCUUAUAGAGCAGAGCUUUACAGUCUACUGGUGAGACUCCUCACCUCAUCAGAUUUGUGUCCCUCUCCGUGCGACGCUGAAGCUGUGCCAGAAACAGACGGCAAUUUUCCAAACAUAGUCAGAAACGUGGUGAAAACCAACCGAAUCAGGAGGUGUGAUUACAGCUUACAGCAUAGUGAGUCCAUCAGUUUAUGGGAGCUUCUGUAUCAGGGGCUGCCUGAAGCAAUUAACAAGAAUGACUGUAUAUGAAGAUCUUUUUAAAGAUUUAAAUCAUGCUUUAAUUUAGUUUAAAAUUAGUUAUGUGGCUUAAAUUAAACCUGCUGUACAUCUUAAUCAGAGAGGACCAUUCCCAGAUACUGGUAGAUAUUUAUCUGAAAGGCUUUUGUGAAAGAUAAUAAAUACUUCUUGCUUAGUUUUACUUCUUUGUCUAUAUCAAUAAAAUGUGUAUAGAAAAAUAUUAUAUUUAGUUUCAAGUGGAAGCUCUUAGUCAGGAUCAGAGGUGUUUUUAUCGUUUCCUGUCCUUCAUGCUAUGCAGCUGAACACAUUGCAUGCACAGAGUGCAGCACCAGUCAGGGUAGAACCCAGUGAUCCAUUCAUCACAUGACAUUUAACCCAUCAUGUUAUAUUUCAGACGAUUGGUUCAGACUUCCCCGUCUUUGUGUCCAUUCGGUCAGUUCUAACUGCUGUGGUCCAUAACUGUUGGGGUAAAUGUUGUGCGCUGGGAACUGGUUCCGACUGAAGGCUGACCUCAUCAGGUUAAAUCUUUAAAAUCAUUUAGAAACCAUUUAGGUGUCCUAAUUAUUGUCAGCAGCAUGAAACAAUGUGAAUAAUCUGCAAAGAUGGUGGGAAUGUUGUUAUUGCGGUCUCUGAUUUAAGGUCAGCUCCUCGAGUUCUGAACCAGACAAGGUUGGACUGCUCCCUCCAGAUUGGGGGAGGUAUCGGUCCGGAGAGAUUGCAGGAUGGAGCGGGACAUAGAUAAAUGGACUGGGGCCUCGCCCUCUCUGGUGGGCGAGAAAUGGCUACCCAGAAAGCAAAGCUUUGGAUUUACCAGUCCAUCUAUGUUCCGUUUCUCCUCUAUGGUCAUGAGAUAUGGACCAUGACCGAACGGCUGGGUACAGUCGACUGGAAUGAGCUUCCUCUGUAGAGUGGCUGGACUCAGCCUUGGAGAUGGGGAGAGGAGUUAAAGCUGCUGAACGGGAUCCUUCCUGGCCACCUCCCAGUUGGAGGUGUUCCCACUGGGAGGAGAGUCCAGGGAGGAACUGGAUCUCACUGGACGGUUUAUAUGUCCCUCUUAGCUUGGGAACAGCUGGAGAUCUCCCAGAAUUAGACGGAGCGGGUCUCUGGGUUUCCCUCCUGCUCCUGUUACCUCUGUGACCUGACUUUAGAUCAGCAGAACGCAAUACUUGAACUGAUGGAUGCCAGCCUGGAUCCUGAGUUCAUCCCUCUGGUGGUUCUGGCCUGUUGCCUCCUCCUUUAUUCUCUUCUCAGCAGAGCUGUGAACCAAGCCUAAUUACUGCUGAACAUCUAGCAUUUGUAACACUAGCAUUGAUGACUAAAUAAACUAGCAGACCAAGCAAAGUUGUAGCAGAAAAGUGAAUUAAGCUGAAUUCUACUUAUUCUUCUGAGGACACUGUUGUCAGGAUUACUGAUGGGAUUAAAGUGACAGAAGUUCUGUUUAUAUUUUGUUUCUUUCUGAAUGGACAAACAUUCUUAGUUUUAUUUAAAAUGAAAGGAUACCUUGCUCUGGAUUAGGACCCACUACUCCUACAAGCUGUUAGAACAUGGGUGGACUGCGUUGAAUCUACCCAGUCAUAGGCAGUCCUCUUCGCUGCUACAUUCUUGACACUCACUACUCUAUUUCCUGCAACACAAAGUAAAAAUCCUUUGCCACCUGUUGUCACCCUGUUGACCUAUAGUCAGUUUGUGGGCUGCACAUGAGGCCAGCAUGAUAAGCUCUGCACACAUCAUUACCAUCUCCUCCAUGCUCCAGCCAGGACCUUCAUGUACUGCCACCACUAUAGUAAAUGACAACAACCUCGAUAAAGACAAACCCCUCAGAGAUCCUCACACUACAGUCCCAUUAAAUCCAUUUGCUACACUCACAGAUUUGUGCUGCUUUCGCUUUUUUGUGUCACUUAAAUAUUUCAGAUUAUCAAUCAAAUGUUAUAUCAAAGAUGGUAAAUGGCCUGAACUUGUAUAGUGCUUUAUCAAGUCCCCAGAGACCCCAAAGCAUUUCUCACUACAUUCACUCUACAUUUAGUCAUUCACUCUGACCGUGGUGACUUACAUUGUCCUGGGACAGACAGACGGAAGUGAGGCUGCUAUACAAUCAGUGCCACUGAGCCCUGUGACCACCACCAGCAGGCAGGGAGGGUGAAAUGUCUUGCCCAAGAACCCAACAACUAAGACGAACAGAGCGGGGGUUCAAACUGGCAACCCACCGGUUACAGGAUGAGCCCCUACCACUGCAGCCACCGUCGUCCCAAAGAUACCUGCACAGAUAUCCUGAGUAAAUACAAAAUUUGGUUUUUAAAUGGUUCUUUCUUUUAUUAUAGGGAGCAGCUAACCAAACUAUCCACAGCCAGGUCUGAUUUCUGCCAGACACGUAGAAUCAAAUCCGUUAAAUAGAACCGGUCUGGCAACAUGAAGUAGAGUAAAAGAUCUCAAAAAGCACCACAUCAUACCCUGAACUAAAACAAUCCAAGAACAGAUGAGAAACGGAGUCACUGACAUUUAUUAGUCUGGAAAGGAUUACAAAGUCAUGUCUAACUCUUUGGACUCCAGAGAACCACAGUGAGAACCAUUACACAAGGAGAAAACAUGGAACAGUGGAGAACCUUUCAAGGAGUGGAUGACCUACCAAAAUGACUCCCAAAAACUCAUCAGCAACUCAUUCAGGAGGUCAGAGAAGAACCCAGAACAUCAUCUAAAGCUCCACAGGCCUCACUGCCUUAGUUAAGGUCAGAGGUCAUGAUUCAACAAGAGGAAAGACAAAAAUGGUCUGUAUGGAGUUCCAGAACGAGCGCUGACCCAAAAGACCACAAAGGCCAGUCUGGCAUUUACUGAAAAACAUCUUGAUACUCAAGACUUAUGGUAAAAUAUUCUGUGGAAUGAGGAGACAAAGUGGACCUUUCUGGAAGGUGUGGGCACCGUUACAUCUGGUGUAAAACUAACACAGCCUUUCAGAAACAGAGCAUCAUACCUGCAGUCAAACAUGGUGGUGGUAGUAUGAUGGUCUAGGGCUGCAAUGCUGCUGAAGGCCCGGAACGACUUGCUGUAAUAGAGGAAAUCAUGAAUUGUGUUCUGCAGCAGUAAAUCCUGAAGAAGGUCUGAAAAUCAGUUCCUGACUUCAGACUAAAGAUCAGUUUGGUUCAGAUCAAUGAUCCAAAACCCACCAGCAAGUCCUCCUCUAAGAGUAGCAUAGUUAAAGUCCAGACUUCAAUACUUAAAUUUAAUUAAAAUGCUGUGGCAUUACCUUAAACAGGCUGUUCAUGCUGGAAAACCCUCCAAUGUGUCUGAAUCAAAACAGUUCUGCAAAGCGGAGUGGGUCAGAAUUCCUCCACAGUGACGUUAAAGACUCAUUACCAGUUAUCAUGAAGACUUGAUGGCAGCUGCUGCUGCCAAGGGUAGAACAAUCAGUUAUUAGGUUUAUGGGGUAACUUUUUCCAUGUUGGUUAAUAAGUGAAACCAUUUGAAAAGAUUUAUUUUUUUGUUCUGGUUAUUUUUUGCCUGAUAUCAAGACCUGUUUGAUGAUCAGAAAUAUUAAAGUAUCUCUCCCUUCUAGCUGAAUCUUCUGUGUAUUGUGAGGUCUUCUACCAUGAAGGCACCUUUUCAUUUGAAGUUCUUGCAUGCGUAAAGACCUGCAUGCUGUUAGAGCUCAGAGUCUGUCGGUCUGUUUACCGCUGAGCGGCGGAUAAUUUGGGGUGAGAAGAGCCCAACAGCUCCAUGGCUGCUUGUUUGUCUGCAGACCUGUUCUUGUUUGCUGCUGAUGAAGCCACAGUUACUGGAAGCAUUCCAUCUGCGUCGUUUUCCUAUUUCUGUCGCUGUCUUCCUGUUUACUGCCCCCAUUUUUUCUGCAUGGCCAUUAGUGAAAAGCAUCGGAUUUUUAUUCAGCUCAUUCCCUUGUUAUGGUCAGUGUUUCUCACCUCACAGUUUAUCUGCUUUCUCAUCCAUAUGAUCCACUGCCAGUCCGGUUAAUGGGCUGUGAAGGUGUAGAAGUUUGCAGAGCAGAGAGAGUCCUUCUGCUGCCUUCUCCUCUCUGGACUGUUGGCUACUCAUCCUUUCCAUUUCCAGCUGGUCCAGCUGUCUCUGGCCUUAAUACUCGUUUUCCACCAUCUAGAUUUCAGCUUCCAUAAAAUGCACCGAGGAACAGGAGCAUUUGCUUCUUAUUAUGUUUUUUGAGGUUUUAAAUAUAAUUCUCCAAAUACCUCAAAAAUUUAUUUAUAAUUGUUUUGCUUGUAGUCAAAAAUUAAAGUUUUUUUAAGCUUGCAGAAAGCUCCAGCUUUCUCUGCUCAGGGUGAUGACACCUAUAGUGAGAACAGUUACAGAAACCAGAACAGGUCUUAAGGUAAUUUAACUGAACUGAUAUAAAUUUAGGCUUUGUUUUUAAAUAUCAUAAAUGUAGCAUUUCUAUUUAAAAAACACAUUACCCAUUUUGUUAUCACAUUUAAUUUCCCUCCUAAUUUUAAUGUAUUUAAUGAACAGUUUCUAAAGAAGCGCAUCAUUUCAUCUGGCCAGAAACUAGGGAGGUGCAACCGAACUGCUGGUGUUUUCCCUACAUUAAUAUUGGACAACUGGCACCAUCUGCAAGCUGUGUUGCACAUUAACAGCUGAUCCAGUUUAUCAAACAGAACUUCUUUAAGGUCCACGUGUUCUUAACAGAGGACAUUUAAAUUCAGGAUAUAAAAUCUGCAGAAACUGUCUUUAUCUGUGUACAUGCUGGUGGAGAGUAACAUCUGUAUCAGCAGAGCCCCCUGGUCCAUCUUCACCUUAUGUUCUGAUACCAAAGACUCCCAUUUAGUUCAGUCACUGACUGUGAGAAAAUGAAAACUAAAUGAUUUAUUUUUCAAAUCUUAACGGACCUCCAGUCUUUUCUUGUUAACUUCAUUAUUAGCAUCUAGUCCUAAAAAUACAGACUUGCAUGAACGUCUUGUAUUACAGAAUAUACUGAUGGUAUUUUUGAAAACCGCAGGUCAGGCUGUCCAUUGCUAACACUAUCAACAACCAUAGCAUAGUGCAAAAAUGAAUCAGGAUCAUCUUAAAAAUUAGAUUUAGACAAAGUUUACCUAAUAAAGGUGCCGGUGAGUGUAUGCCGAAAUAAGACUUUUACACUGACGUUCAGUCCUUACAUUCAUACCUGGUGUGUGCACUGUUGACCAUUAAUACGUCUCUGCUAACAUUUGGAGGAAGUGUUAGCAUUGCAUGCUAGCGUUAUCAUAAAGGGGAAUUGGCCUGUUUUACAACAUAUUCAUGUUGGAUCUGAACUUUAAAGAUAAUGUGUAUCAACUUCAACCCUCUAACCGAUGUGGGAAUCUUACCAUGGUCUUCAACUAGAAUGUUAGCAUGCUAAUCUUUUAGCGCUGUUUGGCCCAACUACACUUUGACCUCUGCUAAGUCCCGAGUCACAUCAGGGCCCAGGCAAAACUUGGAUGUUAUUUGGGAAUUGGUUAAACAGCAGGCAUAUAGUGAAUUUAAAUGAAAUGCAUUCCUUUUAACCUUUUGAGUUAAUAUAAUUAGCAGAAGCUCAUUUUCUAGAAAUAAGCUAGCUUUCGGUUAGCUAGGGGAGACUUCCUUGCUAACAGUUUAACAUCUUUUCUGUUUCUGACAUAAAGUAACAAUAAAGGUGAUUUAUUAACUCCAGUUAGUCUGAAUUAUACAGAGUUUGCUCUAGAGCUGACUAAGCAAGACUUAAACACAUUUAUUCAUAACUAGUGUUGUGUUUUCUAACAAUUAUCUUUAACAGUUGCUCCACACUACACAGUAACUUCACCCAUACCAAUAAAUUAUAAAUCCAAUUAAUAGCGAGGCUGAACAAUUUAUAAAUCACCAGUAAGCACCUUUGAGGCAGAACUGCUGGUUGAUUAAAACUGGACUAGGACUAAUUCCUCCCCCAUUUUAACUAAUGCUCUAAAACUGGUUACCGGUUUAUAAAGUCAUUACAGCUUGAUUAAUAAAAUGUACCUUUUAUUAGACAUUAAUAGUGGUAGUUGUAAAGUGAUGCCAUAGCUGAUUUCUUCAGACCCUCUCCAGACACACAGACUGGGUUUAAUGAAGUCGUGCAUAAUUUAAGGAGAGGUUAGCUCAAUGCUUGCAUGUUUUUGGAUCAUCAUAGUUUCAGUAGAUCCCAUGUUUCACUGUUUAGUUGAGCUAUAAGUUAGAAUAGUCUUGUCUUUGAAUUGGUUUUGCAUCUUCACAGUAAAAACGUCUGUUGGCUGCGACUGGUCUGGUUUAAUUUGUCUGAAAUUUAUUACCAAACACAGGCUUCCUAUGCUGUCUGGAAAAAUGUUCAAGAUUCCAGACAUUAUACCCUUCUCCAUUUUCUUAAAGAUAAAAAUUAGAAGACAGAGAAACCACAGAUAUGCUGUUUUGGCCAGUAGACAUUUCCGCAUGAGUUUCCUAAACUGGGUCCUGUUUAGAUGCCAAACAAACUAGAUUUGUUUGUGUGUUUCUUUACUAAUGAAAAUAAAAGUAUCAAAGAUCACAAACUGAUUCCAAGAAUCUGCAUAUCAUGAAGAAUAUUCCAGUUCAGAUUUGCUGUCUCUUUUUUAAAGUAGAGCUGGUCGAAGUUCUUCCAGAUACCAACUCCAGACCAACCAGUGAAAUGGUCCUUCUCCACACUGCGCAACCAGAAACUGUUGAGGAAAAUGCAGAUAACAAAACCCAACUAUAGGAAGCUGUUUUAUGCUCAGAUGUCCAGAAUAAUAUAAAAACUGAAAUCUUCCUCAGUUUUGUCCUGGAAAAGUUUAGAAUUUUAACAAUAAUUGUUUUAACCCAGUAUAUAUAAUCAUCUUUAUUGGUCAUUGCAACAAAAUGUGUCCUCUGCAUUUAACCCAUCCCUUAUAGGGAGCAGUGGGCUGCCAUUGUGCAGGAAACCUUCUGGGGCUAAGGGUCUUGCUCAGGGACCCAGAGUGGGAAUCUGUGGGAUACGAACCUGGCCCCUUGUGUCCCCUCUGGAACACAAACCUCCUGUUCUAACCACUAGGUCACCACUCCCCAUAUGGCAAUGUAUAAAGUCGGUCAUGUUUAUCACAGGGUGCAGUAAAUGUAGCGUAAAGAAGCUGGACACCACAUUGGUCAGACGUGCAGAACGUUGCAACCCAAAGCUAGCAGUUAUACAGCAAAGAGAACCUGCAGCUCAUUCUUCAGAUUAAUUUACGCACUGAGGAUCCCUGAGGGACGCGGCUCAUUCGGUUUUUCAUCCACCAACGAGCCGGUCCUUUAUUUGUUACGGUUUUUUUGUUUUAUAUGAUUCCUUAAUAAGCUUCCUUUACUUCAGCUCGGAUCCAUCUCUAAAGUCAAGACAUUCUUCCUAGAAUUUUGUUUUUAGUGAAAAUGGAUUUGUUGACCGGAGCCGGCCCAAGGUUGGAAGGGGCCUUUCACAGUUUGGAUGUUGGGGCCCAUCAUCCAACAAGUCACCACUAGAGGGCAGCACUGACACUCUUGUUAAUAUAGCCCAUUCUUGCUGCAGAGUUGAGUUUUGCUAUAAUUUCUCAUUCAUGGACUAAAAUCUUACAGAAACGGUGGAGGCGAGGUUUCUUCCAUUCAUUUAUCCUGGAAGUUGUCUCUGAUGUUUAGCUUUUCCAAACUAUUUCACCAAAAUUAAACUCGGUAAAUUGGCCGUUAAUGAUUUGAGAUAUAUUUGCAGUUACAGUUUGCAUGAAGAGAUCGAACUCAGAGCUUUCAGUUAUAAUUUUCAAGCUACAGAUAUGUUUCUCAUUAGGUAUUAUUACUAGAGAUAGCAUAUAUAUCAGUAAGUAAAUCUGAAACCAGUCAAAAUAUCGGGGGGGCUCAUGGUUUGGGGGUCCUACACUUCAGCUCAGUUUACUUAUACCUCAGGCCGGCUCUGAUGCACACUCACAUCCAUAUUAAUUGGUUUCAUCAUCCUGUGUGGACAGAAUACCUGAUCGUCCUGUGGGAACCGUUAAAUAGAAAUGAGCAACAAUAAAAACCCAAGCAUAUAAAAUCCAGAUGUUUCUGUCAAACUGGAUGACUGAAGAAGAACCUGGAGAACCUUCAGCAUCAGGCAGAUCCAGCAACAUCCUGCAUGUGGCUGAAUAAAAACAAAAUAAAUAACUUACGGGGACUGAAUUUGAUCUGACAGUGAACCAAACUUGGUCUCUGGUGCCUUGUAAAACAUCUAUUUGUGAUAUAUCUACAAAACUGAGUUUAAAGAGCUAAGUUGGCAGGUGGUGUUUACAGGUUGUGGCUGUUUCUAGAAUUCAUGAUUUUCAUUCAUUCAUUGUUUCAGAGACGAGGCAUUUUAGUGUUCAGACAUGUCGGCUCAUAAACCAGAAACGUUUCGUUUUUAACUCCUAGAAUCUAAAUUAAUAGAUUUAUGAGGUGAAAUAUCUUUUCAUAUUUUCUAGAUUCGUGGCAUUUUAUUCGUCAUUCAGACGGUUUCUUUACAUUGUUUGAACAUUUAUUUAAUUCAGGCUUGAACGUGUUUGCUGUGUCUCUGUUGCUUCAGUGCCAAGGUGUCCAAAGUGUGGCCGGCGGGCCAUUUGUGGCCCUCAGAAUAAUUUUGUUCUGUCUGCGACUGCAAUUCAGAAAUGCGAGACUUUAACUGAAGGAGGUACAACACAAAAAUUCAUCUUUUACUAACCACACUUUUGCUUUUCUUUCAAAUUCAUAGUAAAUAGGAGCUCAAAUGGGCCCAGUGGUGGUGCAGGAGUUAAGCACGCGACCCAUAUACAGAGGCUACAGUCCUUGACGCAGCCAGCGCAGCUCCGAGUCCCGGCCUGUCAACCUUUGCUGCAAGUCUUCCCCUCUCUCUCCACCCCAUUUCCUGUUGGUUAAAUUACAAAAACAAAGGCCACUAAAGCCACAAAAUUAAAAUAAAUAAAAUAACAAAUAAGACCUCAAACAUCCAGCAGAUUUGACGACAAAGCAGAUUUUUAUUCUACAGCUUGUUACACUGACCCAAAUCCUUUGGCAGAGCAAUCAUUUAAGACCCUUGUUAUGAUUGAAAUCAGGCUACUUUGGGUGUUUCAUUAAAAUAUUGUGUGUAGUUCAUUUCUGAACAGGAAAAAUGUUUAGCAUUUUUAAUUUUCGGAAAUUGGUUCUAGAGUUCCUCUAGCUUUGCGGUAAUUUUGUCCCGCAUGGCGAACAGUUUGGACAUCGUCGCUUUAGUGAAUGAGUUUGUUUUUGACGUUUGACUCGGCUCCAUAUCACUCCGUGUCCCUGACUGAUUUAAACGCAGCAUCUUCACAACCUUCAACACUUCCUGCCCCACUUAUUUUUGAUAACACUCUAAUUUUUCAUACAUAUAUAAAAUAUCUCAGAUUUAAUGCAUCUGUCCUUUUUUUGUAGCGUGACUUUUUUGAGGAAAUGUUUCCUAUCUGAAAUGUGACUAAACUGUUUUAUGAAAUGAAGAGGAGUUAUGUACUGUAGCUUGUGAAAUCAGAGUACCCCUUUAAAACUCAAUAAAUAUGAUUUGAUUGAC
Molecule: messenger RNA, 11861 nt
Organism: Girardinichthys multiradiatus
Lineage: Eukaryota; Metazoa; Chordata; Actinopteri; Cyprinodontiformes; Goodeidae
Gene: tlcd3a
Product: TLC domain containing 3A
Exons: 5
Coding region: 268-1089 (273 amino acids)
Biological process (GO): lipid homeostasis
Cellular component (GO): membrane; endoplasmic reticulum
Source: RefSeq, a predicted model, not a curated record